Molecule: messenger RNA, 1639 nt
Organism: Achroia grisella
Lineage: Eukaryota; Metazoa; Arthropoda; Insecta; Lepidoptera; Pyralidae
Gene: Adat1
Product: tRNA-specific adenosine deaminase 1
Exons: 2
Coding region: 118-1359 (413 amino acids)
Biological process (GO): RNA processing
Molecular function (GO): adenosine deaminase activity; RNA binding
Source: RefSeq, a predicted model, not a curated record
UUUGAGAUGUUUAUUUAUUUUUAUUAUUAUGUUCUUAUUUGAAAAUUAAAAAUUUUAUAAUAAAAAAUAAAUUAUUACUGUGUUCGUUCGUUUAAAAUAUUUAAUACCGCUGAUUAUAUGAAUUCUGGAAUGUCUAACCUUCAAAACACACAAGUUGAUGCAAUUGCUCAGCAGUGCCUAAAUUUGUUCAGAAUAUUACCGAAAACAGGAAAACCAAUUGAAGACGAAUGGACUGUGAUAUCUUGUAUAGUGCUAUAUGAUACUGAAAGUAACAAUUUUCAUGUGGUAUCUUUAGGUACCGGUUCCAAAUGCAUUGGAGCCAAUAAAAUGUCUCCAUCAGGGGAUAUAUUGAAUGAUAGUCAUGCAGAGGUGUUUGCGAGACGAGGAUUUUUAGUUUAUUUGUAUGAUAACAUUGAUAGUGCUAUAGAAAAUAAAAGUUCAAUAUUUAUACAUGAAGAUGGGCUUUUUCGAUUAAAAAGAAAUAUAACUUUUAUUUUUUAUUCAUCACAGUUGCCUUGUGGAGAUGGUUCAAUUCUGCCUAAGGAUGCAGAUGAGGCGUAUAUUGGAGAUAUUUUGUGUAAGAAGCGUGAUGCUGAAGACAGUAUAUGUGAUACAGCAAUAAAAAAACAAAGAUUAGAAUUCGACAUACAUAGGACUGGUGCAAAAUGCCUUCCUGAUUCCGAUCAGGAUCCUAAAGAGGCUGGUCAAAAUUAUCACAUAGUUGGGCAAGUACGUACAAAACCUGGGCGGGGAGAUAGAACAUUGUCUGUGUCUUGCAGUGAUAAAAUAGCCAAGUGGAUUCAUUUGGGUAUACAAGGCCGGCUAUUAAAUUUGUGUUUAGUUGAACCUAUAUAUAUUAGUUCUUUUAUAUUUGGCGGUGGUGUGCCAUACUCAGAACUGUCAUUGAGAAGAGCUUUCCUGUGUAGAAAUUUAGAUAAUGUAAUAAUAACAAAAAAUAUUCCGAAGAUUUAUCAAAGUUCUGUUAUAUUUCCACACAUAAAAACAGAAAAUCAUUCAAGACCUGCUUCUGGUAGUAUAGUGUGGAUUAAAGGUGAAAAACAGAGCUCUGAAGUGGCCGUAAAUGGACAAAAAUUGGGAGUAACAAAGAAAUCAGCAAAGAUAAUUACACGGUCACUCUGUAUCAGCAAGUGUAAUCUUUAUCGAAGAUUCCAGUAUCAUCUAGAAAAGAAUGAGAUCCUCAAAGAAAAACUUUUCAAUAAUAACCUAGUUGAUAUUCCAUACAAUCAAAUGAAGGCAAAAGCAACAACAUAUGAGAAGAAUUGGGUUAUUGUGAAAAAUAACUUUUUUAAAACAUGGACAGUUAAACCAGAUAUUUGGAAUUUUUGUGUUUCAACUUAAUUAGUUUAGUGAAUUUAAGUACUUUGAAAUAUUAGUGUACAUUAUUAUCAAAAGUCUAUCUAUUUCUCCAUUUGUUUUUGCUAAUCAUUGAAAUGGAUGUACCAAAAAUGACGGAACUAUCCCUUGCAGAUAGCUUAUAACAUAAGGAGUGACCUAAGCUACAUUUAUUUUAGAAAUUUUUAUAUAAUCAAAUAAAGUUAAUGUUCAUGGGGACAAAUGAAUGUACGAAAAUGUUAUAUUUAUACUUAAUUAUAUGUUACCGAUAUUAUUGUUAUUAUAU